Molecule: messenger RNA, 408 nt
Organism: Staurois parvus
Lineage: Eukaryota; Metazoa; Chordata; Amphibia; Anura; Ranidae
Source: the annotation of a GenBank genome assembly
AUGGGCCCCCGUACCGACUCCUCAUGCUGCUGCCAGGCCCGUAAUCUGCCAUGGGCCCCCGUACCGCCUCCUCAUGCUGCUGCCAGGCCCGUAAUCUGCCAUGGGCCCCCGUACCGACUCCUCAUGCUGCUGACAGGCCUGUAAUCUGUCAUGGGCCCCUGUACCGCCUCCUCAUGCUGCUGCCAGGUCCAGAGUGUGUCAUGGGUCCCUGUACGGCCUCCCAUUGCUGCUGUCUCCAUCGCCACACUCUGCCAUGUGCCACUUUCAGGUCUCCUCACACUGCUGGUGGGUUCCAUUUUGUCAUAGGGUGCUGGCAGACUACGGGCCUCCCAUUGCUGCUGCCAGGCCCGUAAUCUGCCAUGGGCCCCCGUACCGCCGCCUCAUCAUGCUGCUGCCAGGUCCAGAGUG